Messenger RNA from Morus notabilis, 1216 nucleotides. Its product is annotated as MADS-box protein JOINTLESS. Gene Ontology annotation, cellular component: nucleus. The transcript is spliced from 7 exons. Bases 426 to 1064 code for a protein of 212 amino acids. Gene Ontology annotation, molecular function: RNA polymerase II cis-regulatory region sequence-specific DNA binding; DNA-binding transcription factor activity, RNA polymerase II-specific; protein dimerization activity. The record is from RefSeq and is a predicted model, not a curated record. Gene Ontology annotation, biological process: positive regulation of transcription by RNA polymerase II. NCBI's taxonomy places the organism in Eukaryota, Viridiplantae, Streptophyta, Magnoliopsida, Rosales, Moraceae.
UGUCACUUUCUCUCUCUCUUACUUACAAAGCCAUCUCCUAUUUUCAUGUGAUCUAAUUGGUGGAAUAUUAUUUCCAGCAUUAUUAUCUCCUUCCUCAUUCCGUCUGGAUCUAAAGUAUGCUUUUGUGUUUCUCCUUUUUUCUUUCUGUGAACAGUUCCAACUUUUAGGGUUUGCAGUGAUAAUAUUCUUGGCUAAAUUUGGCAAAAUACCGCCAUUUAUCAAACCUGAUCAUGCCUCUUCUCUCCCACUCACGAACCUCUAUAUUUAGCAACUUUUCUUUUUCUACGUGGUUCGUUUGUGCCUGAUAUUAUACUCUGUGUGUGCAUAUAUACACAUAUAAUAUAUGUACGCUAGCUGGUUUCUUCACUGCCCUAGAGAAUAAAGAUUCAGAUUAAGUAAGAAAGAUCGAGGGCUGGCUUUGAAAUAUGGCGAGAGAGAAGAUUCAGAUCAAGAAGAUCGACAACGCCACGGCGAGACAAGUCACUUUCUCCAAGAGAAGGAGAGGGCUUUUCAAGAAAGCUGAGGAGCUCUCUGUUCUCUGCGAUGCCGAUGUUGGUCUCAUCAUCUUCUCUUCCACUGGGAAGCUCUUUGAGUAUGCUAGCUCAAGCAUGAAGGAAAUACUAGAAAGGCAUAACUUGCAUUCAAAGAACCUUGAGAAACUUGAACAACCAUCUCUUCAAUUGCAGCUGGUGGAGAACAGUAACCACUCCAGGUUGAGCAAGGAAAUUGCAGAGAAAAGUCAUCAACUGAGGCAGUUGAGAGGAGAAGAACUUCAAGGCUUGAACAUAGAAGAACUUCAGCGUCUAGAAAAGUCCCUUGAAUCUGGACUAAGCCGCGUGAUCGAGAAGAAAGGGGAGAAAAUUAUGAAAGAGAUCAAUGAUCUUCAGAGAAAGGCAAUGGAGUUAUCUCAAAGGCAAGCUGGAGUUGAUUCGGAUAACGUAAUUAAUGAGGAGGGCCAAUCGUCCGAGUCCAUAACCAAUGCAUGCAACUCUAGUGGCCCUCCCCAAGACUGUGACAGUACUUCUGACACAUCUCUCAAGUUGGGGCUACCAUACUCUGGCUGAUUGGGAAAGAGUGGACGAUGCAUGUGUUUAGCAAUGAGAAGAUAAUGUUGUAGACAAAAAAGGGUUGUAUUAAUGCAUAUUUAUAUAUUAAAUAUCGGCUUAAUGUUGAACGAUAAAUAUGCUCGCAACAUGAUCUUCAUUAGUAAAUCUUU